This is a messenger RNA of Ogataea polymorpha, 920 nucleotides long. RefSeq lists its product as uncharacterized. Gene Ontology annotation, molecular function: acyltransferase activity, transferring groups other than amino-acyl groups. The record is from RefSeq and is a predicted model, not a curated record. Lineage: Eukaryota; Fungi; Ascomycota; Pichiomycetes; Pichiales; Pichiaceae. The coding region runs from base 134 to 742 and encodes 202 amino acids. The transcript has a single exon.
GCUCGUGAUCGAGUAGUAAUCUGGUGUACGUAAGUUUUACAGGCGCAACUGCCUUUUUAGUCCACCUAGCUCUCCGUCUGAGCGGAUUUCCAUUCAGUACUAAAGGGACCAUUGUAGCCCUCAAUCUUUUGCUAUGUUCAGCGUGAUACCAGUCACAUUGUCAAACGGCCAGCUCGCCACAAUCGUGCCGUUUGAGUCUGUCAACCAGGUUCCAAAAUCCUUGGUUGACAAGUUGCACAAGGAAUACAACUACGAAGUCGAGCAAGGAAACACCUUGGCCCAGAUCGAGCCUCUUACAGAACAGGAGUUUCUGGAGUACUACUGCCCCAAAUUCCUUGCAAUCAUGCUCCAAGGGGAAUUCCAGUCCACAUCUCACGCUAUCGAGAUAGCGAAAGACAGUGAUCUCGGUGAGAAGUUUUUGGGGUCUUAUUACAUAAAACCAAAUUACCCGGGGAGAUCGUCGCAUAACUGCAAUGCAGGGUUUCUCGUUUCCAGCAAGCACAGAGGAAUGGGAAUCGGCAAGCUUCUUGGGAAAAGCUACCUAGAGUAUGCACCGAAACUAGGCUACCGUUACAGCGUUUUCAACCUUGUCUAUGAAACAAACAAGGCCAGCUCGCGAAUUUGGGACGACCUUGGCUUUGAGAGGAUUGGAAGGGUGCCAGGUGCUGGCUACUUGAAAGACCACGGAUACGUGGACGCUAUUGUCUUUGGCUACGAUUUCACCAAGGGCACGGAGAUUUGAUGCCAAAAGAGCGUUAAAUGACACAUUGGCCGCGAAAUGGUCAUAAUCGAAUGUAUAUCUAUUGUCAAGCGGCACAGCCAUGCGAGUUAUUAUAUAGAAAAAUACAGAUGGAGCCACUUGCCAUAUGACUAACAGGCAAAGAGCCGCUUCGAAGUGGCACCUUUAUGCUUACGUAACC